Molecule: messenger RNA, 547 nt
Organism: Aspergillus welwitschiae
Lineage: Eukaryota; Fungi; Ascomycota; Eurotiomycetes; Eurotiales; Aspergillaceae
Exons: 4
Coding region: 102-497 (131 amino acids)
Source: RefSeq, a predicted model, not a curated record
CAUUCCGAGUAUUUACUGGGUAAAAAGAAUGUCGACACUGACGUCCCAGAGUUCGUGAAGGGGAUAAGUAGUUCAGAUUGUAUGAGCUCGUCAGUGUUAAAAUGUGUCGCAACAGGAUAUCUGUCUGUAGCAAUACCUGCCGAUGUCGCAGUGGCUGGAAUUAUGCAACCAAAAGCCUUGCAUCAAAUUUUGUUGCUCGGGGCGCUAAACUACUAGUUUUACACCCUCUCUUGUCCACUUAUCGACGUUGUACACCGCAGUAUUACUAUUAUCAUAUUUGUCGUCCUGUAGAGCACUCCAUAAUAUGGCUGCUCUUAUUACGAGACACCCGCCCGUGCUUACCCAUAUACCCUUUUGGGAUAGCUUUCCGAAGCUUGGAUCAGAUGAACCAACAAACUGGUUCCGACCAUGGCACUGAGAUCCUCUUCGCCUCUUCCUUCAUUUUCGCGACUCUGCAUCCAUGGCACGUUAUUUUUCCCGGCUAUCUAUAUCUCUAGAGAGGGCUAGGCUCUCUGGAACUUAAUCCCGCGGAUUAUCUCCUGAGGCU